This is a messenger RNA of Ochotona curzoniae (black-lipped pika), 1431 nucleotides long. RefSeq names its product peroxiredoxin 3 (gene PRDX3). The coding region runs from base 43 to 750 and encodes 235 amino acids. Gene Ontology annotation, molecular function: thioredoxin peroxidase activity. Gene Ontology annotation, biological process: cell redox homeostasis; hydrogen peroxide catabolic process; response to oxidative stress. The record is from RefSeq and is a predicted model, not a curated record. Lineage: Eukaryota; Metazoa; Chordata; Mammalia; Lagomorpha; Ochotonidae. The transcript is spliced from 6 exons. Gene Ontology annotation, cellular component: mitochondrion; cytosol.
UCGGUCUCCGGUCGUCCCCGCGGCUGCCCGCGUGCAUUGAAGAUGGCGGCUGCUGCAGGAAGGUUGCUUCGGGCCUCGCUCGCCCGGCAGGUGGGUGCCCUUGCUCGGGGCCUUUCUGCCUUCUCAGCCCCCAGACCUGUUACAUCUGCAAGAUCCUGUUGGGCCAGCCUCUCCUGGUGUGGGUCCGCUCAGGCAAAACUCGCCUUCAGCACCAGCUCCUCGUACCAUGUUCCCGCAGUCACCCAGCACGCGCCCUAUUUCAAGGGUACGGCCGUCGUCAAUGGCGAGUUCAAAGACCUAAGCCUCGAUGACUUCAAGGGGAAAUACUUGGUGCUUUUCUUCUACCCGCUGGAUUUCACCUUUGUGUGUCCUACAGAAAUCGUGGCUUUUAGUGACAAAGCCAAUGAGUUUCACGAUGUGAACUGUGAAGUUGUCGCCGUCUCCGUGGAUUCCCACUUCAGCCAUCUUGCCUGGAUCAACACGCCCCGCAAGAACGGCGGCUUGGGCCACAUGAACAUUGCACUGCUGUCAGACUUAACCAAACAGAUCUCCCGAGACUACGGCGUGCUGUUGGAGGGCUCCGGGGUGGCACUGAGAUCAAGCCAAAUCCAACUGCUUCCAAGGAGUACUUUGAGAAGGUCCAUCAGUAGCCCAUCCCAUGUGUACCUGCACCUUGUCACAGCGGAAGAUAAUCAGAACCCACCCACGCCUGGUACCCACUCUUAUCAUUGUGAAGGUGGGGGGCUGUAGAAGGCGAAAAGGCAGCUCUGCUUAGCUUGAUGAACAGUCCAUCUAAACGUUCUGCUUCUGGAACACCGGCUCGGUAGUUAGUGCUUAGCUGCAGACACAAGGAGCCUGUACUGGAACACUGGGAGGGCUGGUCUGUUCGUACAGAAGCCCUCAUUCGUCCACCCUCUCCUUAGCUCACAGCUCCUGCGGGGGGCGCACGCUCUGUGCAAGCCUAAUCCAGUGCCUCGUCCACACCAGACGACAAACUUCUGAUCAAGGGUCCUGGAAGUUUUUCCCUGAAUUUCUUUGUAGUAAGCUGAUUUUUUUUAAGAUCUCAAAGAUUCUAGUUUUAACUUGUUUGAAUCAGCAGUCAUGUUUAACUCCUGCAAUGAUGUGGAAACAAAUAUGAAUUGUGUCAUUCAAAGCCAUGGCGGCAGAGUGCGGUGACUGACCCUGCACGGCCCCAGCCCUGAGCCCGCAGUUCGCCUCACAGUCCCACUGAGCACCAGCCCGGCCCCCAGCCCUGAGCCUGCAGCUCGCCCCGAGCACCCUCUAGCUCUCUCGGUGUUUUCUGUGCAUCUCCAGAUUCUGAUGAAGUGUAAUUACAAUGGAUAUUUAUUGAAUCCAGGGAUGGCAUUCUGAAAUCAUGGUAAUCUUUCUUGAAGUAUUGAAUAUAAGAUAUCGAAUAAACAUAUUUUAAAA